AUGUGGCAUCUUUUGAGUCUACUUGGGCUGGUCCAACUUUUCAAUUCUCACGCCACUGCGAUUGAUGUGGAUAUAACAAAUGAUGCAUCGGUCAAGGAGGCCGCCGCUACCAUAGCAUAUGGAGCUGUCAAGUUCUACACAGGCAACAACACUGGUGAUGUACCGGGGAACUUGCCCGAUCCGUAUUAUUGGUGGCAAGCGGGAGCCAUGUUCGGUGCACUCCUCGACUAUUGGGCAUUUACCGGAGACGACUCUUAUAAUGAAAUCACCUAUCAGGCGAUGUGGCACCAGCGAGGAGAUGACUACGACUACAUGCCAACAAAUCAGACCCGUGCCUUGGGGAAUGACGACCAGGGCUUCUGGGCUUUGGCAUCCAUGUCCGCUGCCGAGCUGAAUUUCCAAAAUCCUCCCGAAGGCGAGCCAGGUUGGUUGGGUCUCACGCAGGCUAUUUUCAACGAGUAUGUCCAACGGUGGAAUGAAGCUAGCGAUUCCUGCAACGGAGGAUUAAGGUGGCAGAUUUACACGUUCAACAACGGCUACACCUAUAAGAACUCCAUCUCGAAUGGUUGCUUCUUCAACAUUGCCGCACGACUAGCCCGGUUCACUGGAAACACGACAUAUGCAGACUGGGCCACUAAGAUUUUUGAAUGGCAGCAAGGUGUGGGAUUCAUCAACGACGAAUGGACUGUUCGAGAUGGUGCGGGCGUCGCAGAAGGCGCCAAUUGUACGGAAAUCAAUGGCGCCUUGUUUACAUAUAACGCAGGCAUCUUCCUCCAUGGUGCCGCGUACAUGUACAAUUUCACGGAAUCGGACACUUGGAAAACCCGCGUGCAGGGAAUGGUCGACAGCGUCUCGAAGACCAUGUUCCAGGGCGGCAUCAUGUGGGAACCCCCCUGCGAGACCACGUCAGGCUCAUGCAACAACGAUCAACGAACAUUCAAAGGUCUUUUGUCGCGGUGGAUGGCCGCCACAGCAAAACUCGCUCCAUUCACGUACGACCAAGUUAUGGGAUUGUUGCAGAGCACGGCCAAAGCAGCCGCUCAGCACUGUGUUGGCUCACCCUCCAAUUUCAAAGGCCACCCCGGUACUGCAUGUACCUUUAGUUGGUUUGCAGACUCAACGUACGAGGAGACAUCAGGCGUCGGUGAACAGCUAAAUGCCAUGAGCGUGAUCAUGACAAUGUUGGUCGAUUCUGCUAUGUCGCCGUUUACAUCUAACACGGGCGGGACAUCUGCCGGCCAUGUGGAUGGCGGUGUCAGCGACGACAGCAAGCUUGACAAGCCCAGGGAAAUAACAAAUGCUGAUCGGGCAGGCGCGGGUAUCCUGACAACAUUAAUAAUAGGAUCACUGCUAGGAGCUGUGGUUUUCUUGGUUAAAGAUUGA
Molecule: messenger RNA, 1383 nt
Organism: Neoarthrinium moseri
Lineage: Eukaryota; Fungi; Ascomycota; Sordariomycetes; Amphisphaeriales; Apiosporaceae
Exons: 4
Coding region: 1-1383 (460 amino acids)
Biological process (GO): carbohydrate catabolic process; fungal-type cell wall biogenesis
Molecular function (GO): mannan endo-1,6-alpha-mannosidase activity
Source: RefSeq, a predicted model, not a curated record